AUUGGUUACUAUUAUACAAAAAUGGGUUUUGGAGGCGACGGGUUGUCUACUUUAGGUCUCUCUCCUUUUGUGGAGCCUUCCCCUUUCCCUUCAACCUACCUUUCCCUUCAGGGUUUCUCCUUCGGGUCUUUCCCCUCAGUUUUUCUUUUGCUCUGUUUUUGGUAUUCUACAACAGGGGAACCACUAGUGGUCCACAAACUAGUGCAGAUCUGGUCCUUGGUGGCGACGGGAUUGACGAUUACUUCUCCUUUCUAUUGUUGGUUGUCGGUGUUGAUAGGAAUGGCGAAUUUCGAAAUCAGGUACAGGCUUAGUUGCACCCUUUUGACAAAGGUUGAAGACGGUAUCUUUCCCUUGCUAUUGAUUCGGAAAUCUGAGGCCUCCAGGGAAGAACAACUGAGUUUAGCGGGGAAGCCCCUAUGGAACCCUAGGAAGGUUUUCACAAUAUCUAAGAUUAGGGACAAAUUCUCCCCGUUUCAGUUUUCUGAUGGUUAAUUAGCAAUUGUGAAUGGACAAAGCAUUGUAGGGUGGGGAGACACUACAUCGCUAAGUCCACUUAUCCCCUCUGCUAGGUGUAGGUGGUACAAUAGUUGCAAUUGCUAGCAGCGUCAAUAAGCUCUAGUUCAUUUC
Molecule: messenger RNA, 627 nt
Organism: Rubroshorea leprosula
Lineage: Eukaryota; Viridiplantae; Streptophyta; Magnoliopsida; Malvales; Dipterocarpaceae
Source: the annotation of a GenBank genome assembly